Molecule: messenger RNA, 909 nt
Organism: Prorocentrum cordatum
Lineage: Eukaryota; Dinophyceae; Prorocentrales; Prorocentraceae
Source: the annotation of a GenBank genome assembly
AUGGACUUCGCAAGCAGCUUCGAAACGCGCCACUGGGGAGACGGCGGCGGAUCUGCGCUGGCUGGGCAGGGCUCGGCACCCCAGAGCUCGCUCGCCGCCGUCAUGAGCUCGAGGGAGUGCGUGGAGGCGGCGCUGCGUGAGCUGGAGGGGAGCAUCUGCAAGGCGCGGGUCGACCUCGACCGCGCCGCGGCCGCUCUCCGCCAGGAGCUCGGCGGGACGAUGCGCCAGGUGUCCGGCGGCGACUCCGUCUCUCUGCGCCAGGUGUCCCCUGGGAGCGACUGCCAGCUCAGCGGUGAGUGCAGCGGCGCCUUCCGCAGGGACCCUCGCCGCAGCGUCGUCUACCGCAGCAGUGACACGAGGCCGACCAGGUCGAGGUCGAACAUCAAGGGGAGCUUGCUGGACGAGGAGCAGGGCGGCAUGGGUGCGCGUUGCCAGCUGGACGAGAGCUGGCCAACGUCGCUGCAGGCGAGGUUUGGAGGCGACGUCGACUCCGGGUUCCUCGGCCCCGCUGCGUCGACGGUUGCCAUGGUGUCCCGUGUUUCGACGGGGAUGUUUAUGAGGGGUGCGAGCGCGGCCAGCGCCAGCGCGUUCUCCAGCCACGGGACGGGCAGGCCUUGGUUCCUGAUCGACCCGACGUGUGCAUGUUUUUCUGCAUACGCUAUCGUAGGUUUUCUAUUCUUGGCCCUCGACAUCAUCUUCGUUCCAUGGAUGUUAGGCUGGGAUGUUGCGACGGAAGGAAUGCUCUAUCACAUAACCUGGGUUACAGCUCUAUAUUGGUCCGUCGAUAUCGCCAUUAAUUUUUGCACGUCCUUUCACCACAACGGUGAAGAAGUCAUUGACCUGCGCGUUAUAGGGAUGAGCGGAUUUGAGAUCUUGGUUUGUCGCCGAUGUGAUCAUCGUCACGUGUGA